AUGGCUAUGUCAAUGCACAACUUAAACUCAUACCUCUACCUUCCUGUUUUGGAAAUACACCAAACAAAGACAAACAAUCAGAAUGCCCAAGAUUUUACAAAGAAAAAAACAACUGGUCAAAGCCAGGCAAAGGAUGAAGUGCAAUUAGAAGCAGACAUGAAGAAGCAUGGACUUCUAAACUGCAGCAGUGAACAUGCCAUCAUCAUAGGAGUGAAAUGCUUAUUAAUAGUCCCUUCUUCUCUAGAGCCCCUUCGACUAGGGCAAUACUACAACAAUAUUGAAUGGACAGAGGAAAGCAAAGCCUCUGGAGUGAAGAUGCUGUUGUAUAAUGACAACCACAGAUGCACCUACAUGCAUGAGUUCAGUGAUAUUGUACCAUCAUACAUGAAGUAUAUCAAGGCCCAGUCAGUGCUGGCAGAGACAAAGGACAAAGAAGAAAGAAAUGCAUUACAGCUAGUUCUGAACAAAAGCAAGAAGCAGGUGGAGCAAAAUGAUCUGAUUGACAAGUUGAAGCAGCAUGCCCUCAUCAUGGACACUUUGGCUAGUAACACACCACUCAUCACAAGGGCUGACUCUGGAAGUAGGGAAGAAAAGACAGAGUAUGAUGGGGAAGAUUCAGACAAGAAUGAGAACAAGAAGAAUAAGAACAAGAAAUUGCCCUCUAAGCCCAAGACCAAGCAUAAGAAAUCAGACAAGAACAUUACAAUCAUUACAGAAGGCAGCAAGGCAAGCAUCAUAUGUUCAAAUAAGGGAUCAACUCACAGAUUCACACAGGAACAGGAGUCCCACAUGACCAUAAUCACAAAGACUGUGAAGAAAUCCAAGAAGGCAAAGGCCACAGAAAUUGAAAACAUUCAGAAGGAGAUUGAUGGUGCUAUGAUGGGCUUUGCUAAGAUCAAUGUCAUGGACACUAACGAUUUGGGUUAUGGACCUAUCCAUAUGAGUUGA
Suillus paluster is the source of this 948-nucleotide messenger RNA. RefSeq lists its product as uncharacterized. The transcript has 8 exons. Bases 1 to 948 code for a protein of 315 amino acids. Lineage: Eukaryota; Fungi; Basidiomycota; Agaricomycetes; Boletales; Suillaceae. The record is from RefSeq and is a predicted model, not a curated record.